Messenger RNA from Malania oleifera, 2396 nucleotides. RefSeq names its product wall-associated receptor kinase-like 10. The transcript has 3 exons. Gene Ontology annotation, biological process: protein phosphorylation; cell surface receptor signaling pathway. Bases 121 to 2199 code for a protein of 692 amino acids. The record is from RefSeq and is a predicted model, not a curated record. Gene Ontology annotation, molecular function: calcium ion binding; polysaccharide binding; ATP binding. Gene Ontology annotation, cellular component: plasma membrane. NCBI's taxonomy places the organism in Eukaryota, Viridiplantae, Streptophyta, Magnoliopsida, Santalales, Ximeniaceae.
UUCAAUUAUCAAUCAGCCAGAGCUGAACUUAAACGCAUAUAUAUAAACACAUGCACAAACACAAACAGAUCAUGCAUACGGAUUUUUAUAUGCCAUUUGGACUUCAAGAAACUCAAUAAAAUGGCUCUGCUAUGUGCGAUGCAAGUUACUUUGUUGCUGCUUUUGCUAUUCAGUGCAGUAGCAAAAGCAGAACCAGCUAUAGCCAAACCAGGCUGCAGACCCCAGUGCGGAAAUGUUAGUGUUCCAUACCCAUUUGGAAUUGGACUGGCAGAAUGUUACCUGGACGAGUGGUUCGCCAUUGACUGCAACGAAACCUCCAGCCCUCCUAAACUUAUCAUCAGGAGUAUCAAUAUGGAGGCUCUGGAUAUAGAUCUUCGAGGCACAGUUCGUGUCAGGAGCCCGAUAAUUUCUUCUCCAAACUGUUCUAGUCCAGCAGAAAAUCGUGAAGGGGUGAGCUUACAGGGGAGUCCUUAUGUCUUCUCAUCCUCUCAGAACAUGUUCACCGCAAUUGGCUGCAACAACUUCGCAGUAAUGACUGAUAUUGAUCCCACGGUUGUUGGGUGCAAAGCAGACUGCGACUCCAGUAGAAAUAACAGCAGAAAAUUCAACUGCACAUCAGGCUUCAAUUGCUGCCAGACGACGCCCCCUUCAGACCUUAAAGUGUUCAAUGCAGGUAUUAGUAACAUAGAUGGUCACAGAAGUAAUGCAGGCGAGUGCAAGUAUGCUUUCUUGGUAGAGAAAGAUUGGUUCAGUAACGAGCGUGAUCCCAUUUUGUCCAUUGAAGGAAGGGGUUUCACUCCAGUGGUGCUGAACUGGAAGAUAUAUGAAUGGAACAACAAUUCCCAGGCUUUGUUUGCGUCAAUGUGGAACAGAAGGGAGGUCAGCUGUGAUCUUUCUGCCAUCCAAUACCCAGAGAAUGAGAUCCGUAUUUUAAGCGUUCUAUGUCAUUGCAGUACGGGAUACAAAGGAAACCCUUAUCUUCAUGCAGCAUGUGUAGACAUAAAUGAGUGCGAGGAUCCAAAGCUACACACAUGCAACAGUGCAGGAGAUUGUGAGAAUACAAUUGGGGGUUACAAUUGUGACAAACGAAAAACUAAGAUGAAGAUAGCCGUGAUAGUUGUUGGCACAACCCUUGCUGUGCUCCUUCUACUCUUAAUUACAUGGUGGUUAUACAAAGUGAUUAAGAAAAGAAAUGAAACUAAGCUCAAGAAAAAGAAUUUCAAAAGGAAUGGUGGCAUGUUGUUGAAGCAACGAGUAUCAUCGAAUGAAGAUAAUGUCCAGAGUACAAGACUAUUCAAUUCAAGGGACUUGGAGAAGGCCACAGACCAUUUUAACAAAAGCCGAAUACUUGGCCAAGGUGGGCAAGGUACAGUGUACAAAGGAAUGCUGGUUGAUGGCAAAAUUGUUGCAAUCAAGAAGUCCACAGUAGUGGAUGAGGCUAACCUUGAACAAUUCAUCAAUGAGGUUGUCAUUCUUUCACAGAUUAAUCACAGAAAUGUGGUUAAGCUACUUGGGUGUUGCUUGGAGACUCAAGUUCCUCUGUUGGUUUAUGAAUUCAUCCCAAAUGGAACACUUUUCCAAUAUCUUCAUGAACAAAAUGAAGAGUUUCCACUGACAUGGGAGUUGCGCUUAAGGAUUGCCACAGAAGUUGCUGGAGCACUUACCUACUUGCACUCGGCAGCUUCACUGCCUAUUUACCACCGAGACAUAAAGUCUACGAACAUACUCUUAGAUGAUAAGUACAGAGCAAAAGUAGCUGACUUUGGGACUUCAAGGUCUGUUGCAGCCAUUGACCAAACUCACAUAACCACACAAGUAUGUGGCACCUUUGGAUACCUAGAUCCACAGUACUUCCAAACAAGCCAAUUUACAGAAAAGAGUGAUGUUUAUAGCUUUGGAGUCGUCCUGGUUGAACUACUAACUGGAGAGAAAGCAGUUUCGUCCAUGAGGUCACAAGAAGGCAAAAAUCUGGCAACAUAUUUCAUUAUUGCAGUUGAAGCUAAUCAUCUACAUGAUAUUCUUGAUGCCCGAGUUAAGCAGGAGGGGCGUAUAGAAGAGAUCAUUGCAGUUGCUGAACUUGCUAAGAGAUGCUUGAACCUAAAUGGGAGAAACCGACCAACAAUGAGAGAGGUUGUCAUUGCGUUGGAAGGGAUUAGAAAAGGUUCUAACAUUCGGCAGAUGCAGGAAGAGUUUGAAUAAGUUAGAACUGAAGAAAACGAGCCUUGGGAUCAUUUUUCUACCUCAACAAGAUCACUACUAGAGUAUCAUACCAGUACGAUAAAAUAGUGUUCAUUCUUGUAGCAAACAUUUUUCCCCUUUCUUUUCAUUCCAUAUUGAAUACUAUUGUAAAUUCUGUUUGCUACAACAAUUUGGUAAAUUUUAAGAAUCUUUUAAAA